AUGCCGUCAAUUGCAUGCCUUUCUAAAGAGAUGACUUAUAAAAUUAAUCACUACACACCAAAGAUAUUGAACUUAGGAAUUUUGCGAAGACGUGAGCGCAGGAGUUGGUACGAAGGGUUUUUUUCUGUUAUUAGGUACUUAGGAACAUUAAAAUCUUAUGUUCGAAAUAAAAGUAGGCCUGAAGGUUCGAUUGCUCAAGGCUACUUGGCAGAAGAAUGCAUUAACUUUUGCUCAUUGUAUCUUGCGGACUAUGUUGAGACAAAAUUCAAUCGUCCAAGCAGAAAUGAAGAAGUACAUAAGGAAAUUGAAGAUGGUUUAGAUAUAUUCUCUGAAUCAGGACAUCCUUUGGGGAGGGGCAAGCCAACAGUCUUUGAUGCUCAUAUCUUGAGUAAAGCACAUCAGUAUAUUUUAUUUAACUGUGAUGCUGUCACACCUUACAUAGAGCAGCAUCGUAGAUUGAUAGAAGAAGGACAUCCUCAAGUUCCACAGCAUCUAAAAGAGCGCUUGCACAGUGAAAAUUUUGCAUGUUGGUUUGCUGAACAUAUUGACAAGUUAGAACUUCCUCAAAAUGUUUCGGUGUUGAGAGAGUUGAGGUUCCUUGCUAAAGGUCCAGAUGUUGUUGGAAUCCAACAUGGCAGGUAUGUUGUUAAUGGAUUUCGGUUUCACACCAAAGAAGUUGAGAAGAAAAGAAAAACGCAGAAUAGUGGUGUUACAGUCAAUGCAACAACAUCCAGUUUUGCAAGUAUAAGGGAUCAAAAUCCAGUUUUGAGUGAACUAGUUUACUUCGGCAUCUUGAAAAAUAUGAUUGAAUUAAUUUACGGAGGUCGCGGGUGGUGUUAUUCGAAUGUGAUUGGAUAUCAAAUGGUUCGAGAAUGA
Coffea arabica (coffee) is the source of this 876-nucleotide messenger RNA. NCBI's taxonomy places the organism in Eukaryota, Viridiplantae, Streptophyta, Magnoliopsida, Gentianales, Rubiaceae. The record is from RefSeq and is a predicted model, not a curated record.